CUUUCUCACCUCACACUUGUUUCGCUUACACAGUUAAAUAAAACCUUAAAAGGACAUUUGUGCGUGUUUGUGUGUGUUUCGCUCAUUUAUAAUCUUCAUUCACACAUUGUAUGAAACUUGUCUCGACUCUUUCCUUGCUACCCUUGAAUCCCACUGCUAAUUGAGCACUUGUCUUCCCGAAUCUCACUCUCUCUCUCCUUGAGAAAGCAUGGGCUCUCGCUAAUUUCAUCAGAUCACCUCUCUUCCCUCAAUCUUGUUCAUGCAAAUUGUGCUUUAACUUCUCUCAAGGGGGAAAAAUUCUCACUUUCCCACAAAAAAAUUGAUUCUUGCUCUUUUCCACCAAUGGGGUCUCGCUAAAUUGCUUGAUUCUUGCUCCUUUCCCCUUUCUGGUUGCAAAGUUUGAAUCUUUUCGAAUAUUGGGAUUCUGGGAUUUCAUACCAUGUAAAUUGAUCUCAGCUUCUUGUUUUUGGGUCUGUGCAUCUUGGUUUGAAGUAGUUGAUGGUUAAAAAAGUAUCUAGUUUGAUGUAAGUUGAGUGUUGAUAUGAUGGAUCUGAGCAUUAUUUCAGUCAACCGUUAGUCCAGUUUCUCUGUUCUUGAUCAGCAAUGCAUCCAUUUCGUUAGAAUUGUUUCUCUUUCUGCUACAAACAUGGAAUACAAGUAAGCCUAGGAUUAUUCUUGACCAGUUUCUGUGAUUCUUUUGUUCAUUUUUUGUUGAACACUUACAAACUAUUCUUUCCAAAUUUUUAGCAGGAUGUAACCUUUUUUUUUCUAAUUCUUGAAAGUAUGGGCCUCUUGAAAGGUCUCAAAUUAUACAUGGAUUCAAUAUAUGCCAACUUUUUACAAUAAUCAAGUAGUUUAUGCUCUUCUGCCCAUAGCCUUUCUUAUGCAAAUAUAGUUUUAGUGAUAUUGGCCUCUCGAGUACCUUUUUUUGGUGUUGAAUUAUACUUUGUGUGGGAAAUUUGGGUGUUUUUUCAUGGAGGAAACCUUUGUUCCGUUUCGUGGGAUUAAAAAUGACCUCAAAGGGAGGCUUCUGUGCUACAAACAAGAUUGGAGUGGCGGGAUAGGUGCCGGUAUCAGGAUCUUGGCUCCAACAACAUAUAUCUUUUUUGCAUCGGCAAUUCCUGUUAUAUCUUUCGGUGUCCAGUUGGAGAGAAACACCAAUGGAACUUUGACAGCAGUGCAAACACUUGCAUCGACUGCACUUUGUGGUGUGAUCCACUCUGUCAUAGGUGGACAGCCACUGCUUAUACUUGGGGUAGCUGAGCCCACGGUGUUAAUGUACACUUUCAUGUUCGAUUUUGCCAAAGAUCGAAAAGAUUUGGGGGAGAAGCUGUUCCUAGCCUGGACGGCAUGGAUAUGUGUGUGGACAUCCAUUUUGCUUUUCUUGCUGGCUAUCUUAGGUGCUUGCUCUAUUAUCAAUCGGUUUACGCGUGUUGCUGGUGAAUUGUUUGGUCUUUUAAUCGCAAUGCUCUUUAUGCAGCAAGCAAUUCGUGGAGUCGUGGAGGAGUUUGGCAUUCCUAAGCGGGGAAAUGGAAGUGCAACUGCACUUAUACCUUCCUGGCGCUUUGGAAACGGAAUGUUUGCUUUGGUGCUUUCAUUUGGCCUUCUUCUCACUGCAUUGAGUAGUCGUAAGGCUAGAUCCUGGCGCUAUGGUACAGGAUGGCUUAGAGGAUUUAUCGCGGACUAUGGUGUCCCACUGAUGGUGCUCGUGUGGACUGGCUUGUCUUACAUACCAGCUAACGAUGUUCCAAAAGGGAUACCGAGAAGACUUAUUAGCCCAAAUCCAUGGUCAGAUGGUACAUACGCGAACUGGACAGUUAUCAAGGACAUGGGGGAUGUGCCACUACUUUAUAUUAUUGGAGCAUUUAUUCCUGCCACAAUGAUAGCUGUGCUUUAUUACUUUGAUCAUAGCGUUGCAUCUCAACUCGCGCAGCAGAAAGAGUUCAAUCUGAAGAAGCCAUCUUCGUAUCACUAUGAUCUCCUUCUCUUGGGACUUUUGGUGAUAAUAUGCGGUCUAAUCGGGAUUCCUCCCGCCAAUGGAGUUAUUCCGCAGUCCCCAAUGCACACGAAAAGUUUGGCCACUCUGAAACAUCAGCUUUUGAGGAACAAGCUCGUGUCAACUGCUCGAGAUAGCAUCAGUAAAAAUGCCAAUCUAUCUCAGCUGUAUAGAAGCAUGCAAGAAGCAUACACAGAGAUGCAGACUCCCCUCGUGUACCAAACUCCCACUAUUCUGGGAUUGAAGGAGCUGAAAGAUUCUACCAUUCAGCGCGCAUCCACUAAUGGCUACAUGGAUGCACCAGUCGAUAAUGCCAUAUUUGACGUGGACAAGGAUGUCGAUGAUCUUCUCCCCGUGGAAGUUAAGGAGCAACGCCUCAGCAAUCUGCUUCAGGCUUUAAUGGUCGGAGCUUGUCUCGCUGCCAUGCCUCUCUUGAAAAAGAUCCCCACUUCAGUCCUCUGGGGCUAUUUCGCGUUCAUGGCAAUCGAGAGCUUGCCAGGAAACCAGUUCUGGGAAAGAAUCUUGCUGCUUUUCACAGCUCCAAGUCGGAGAUACAUGGUGCUAGAGGAGUAUCACGCGACCUUUGUGGAGACGGUGCCUUUCAGAACAAUCGCGUUCUUCACUUUGUUUCAGACGGUUUACUUGCUUCUAUGCUUUGGAAUAACGUGGAUCCCCAUAGCCGGCGUCCUCUUCCCCUUGCUGAUCAUGCUUCUCGUUCCCGUUCGCCAGUAUCUGCUUCCUAAGUUCUUCAAAGGUGCUCAUCUGCAAGACUUGGAUGCUGCAGAGUAUGAAGAAGCCCCCGCAAUUAGCUACAACUUAUCCUACGACGAGCAGGGCAAUGCCAUCACUCUUGACAGUGGCGAGUUGUUGGACGAGAUGAUUACUAGAAGUCGCGGUGAGAUACGCUCUGGUCGCAGCCCAAAGGUCACAAGUUCGACACAAUCACCUCUGGAGGAAAUGAAGGCUGCAUACAGUCCGCGGCUGCCUGAGAGGGCGCAGAGUCCACGUCUUAGUGAAAUAAGAUCGGAGCUGAGCCCGGGGUCGAAUGGUAGACAAGAAGUAAAUCGAACCCCGAGCCCUCUUGGACAAACCAGUCGUGGAUCAACGUCUUUGUAAUCGAGCUAUCUCCGUUAGUUAUCGUUUUGGUGCUUGAGAGGUCCUUAUAUGCUAAAGAGACUUAAGUAAUUAUUUGGUUAUUGUGUUUAAUAUGUCUUCUACAUUGUACACAACUUUCACUCUCUCAUGGGCAGAAGAGAGUUGAUGAUAAAAGUGGGAGAUAUUUAUUUGAUACUUUGUUCAAAUAUAUUGGUAGUAUAAACUAAAUAAAUUUGUCAAGAUUAUGUUUGUUAAAA
Molecule: messenger RNA, 3348 nt
Organism: Salvia splendens (bonfire salvia)
Lineage: Eukaryota; Viridiplantae; Streptophyta; Magnoliopsida; Lamiales; Lamiaceae
Product: probable boron transporter 2
Exons: 12
Coding region: 974-3112 (712 amino acids)
Biological process (GO): monoatomic ion homeostasis; transmembrane transport; monoatomic anion transport
Cellular component (GO): plasma membrane
Molecular function (GO): solute:inorganic anion antiporter activity
Source: RefSeq, a predicted model, not a curated record